Molecule: messenger RNA, 1965 nt
Organism: Agrilus planipennis (emerald ash borer)
Lineage: Eukaryota; Metazoa; Arthropoda; Insecta; Coleoptera; Buprestidae
Gene: ScpX
Product: non-specific lipid-transfer protein
Exons: 7
Coding region: 158-1765 (535 amino acids)
Molecular function (GO): acyltransferase activity, transferring groups other than amino-acyl groups
Source: RefSeq, a predicted model, not a curated record
UGAGCAUAACUUUACAUUUUGUUGCAAGCAAUUAAUUGCUAUGUUAUCGUGUGUAAUAACUGUAUUUAUUUGCAAGUAAUUACUUUGAUCUUUGCUCGUCUCACUUUCUUCGUAACACUUUAGUUUUUGCUUGUUGUUAUUGUUUAAUUUAGUGAAAAUGGUUCGUGUAUUUGUUAUUGGGGUUGGAAUGACAAAAUUUGAAAAACCUGGAAAAGGUGGUGAUUAUCCUGAUUUAGCUAAAGAAGCCAUUGUGAAAGCACUUCAAGAUGCCAAGACAUCAUUUACUGAAAUUGAAAAGGCUGUGGCUGGUUAUGUGUAUGGUGAUUCCGCUUGUGGACAGCGUGUCAUAUAUGAAGUUGGAAUGACUGGUAUUCCUAUAUUUAAUGUUAACAAUAAUUGCUCAACUGGUUCCAGUGCUUUAUAUUUAGCUAAGCAGUUGGUUGAAACUGGAAGCAAUUGUGUAUUAGCUGUUGGAUUUGAUAAAAUGGAAAGGGGUAGUUUACAGUCAAAGUUUAAUGAUAGAACCAAUCCAUUAGACAAGCAUGUCACCCUUAUGGCUGAUAUUUGUGGUAUUGAACCUUCACCACUGACUCCCCAAAUGUUUGGGAAUGCUGGAAUUGAGCAUAUGAAGAAAUAUGGGACAAAGCCAGAGCAUUUUGCUAAAAUAGCUUAUAAGAAUCACAAGCAUUCUGUUAAUAAUCCUUAUUCCCAAUUUCGUGAUGAGUACACUUUAGAACAAAUUUUAAAUUCACCUCAAGUGUUUGGACCUUUAACAAAAUUGCAAUGUUGUCCCACAAGUGAUGGGGCUGCGGCAGCUGUAUUAGCUUCUGAAAGUUUUGUUAAAAGUCAUGGUUUAGAAAACCAAGCUGUUGAAAUCUUAGGUCUUGAAGUUGCCACAGAUUUACCUUCAACCUUCCAAGAAAGGAGUUGUAUUAAAUUGGUUGGUUUUGAUCUUUCAAAGUUAGCCGCGGAGAAGGCUUUCCAAAAAGCAAAGCUUCGUCCGUCAGAUGUUCAAGUAGUUGAAUUACAUGACUGUUUUUCAACAAAUGAACUUAUUACUUAUGAAGCAUUAGGGCUAUGUCCUGUAGGUCAAGCAGGUCGUUUUAUAGACGCAGGAGACAAUACAUACGGUGGAAAAUACGUUAUAAACCCAAGUGGGGGUCUUAUUUCCAAAGGGCAUCCACUAGGAGCUACUGGAAUUGCCCAAUGUGCUGAAUUGUGUUGGCAGUUGAGGGGGCAAGCUGAUAAACGUCAAGUUUCGGGUGCAAAAGUUGCUUUACAGCACAAUCUUGGACUAGGUGGGGCUGCUGUUGUUGGAAUAUAUGCCCUAGGUUUUCCUUCUAGCCAACCAACUACUCAGAGAAGUCUAGAAUCUUCUAAUAAGGGGCCAGUUGGAUUUAAAGUAACCCCUUACUUAGCCAUUCUUGAAAAGGCUAUGAAUGAAGACCAGGACAAUUUAAUUGAAAGGCACAGGGGAAUAUAUGGAUUUAAAGUGAAAAAAGCUAGUGGGGAAGAAGCAUUUUGGGUCAUCAAUGCUAAGGUCGGCAAAGGAUAUGUUGAGUAUAAUUCCAAAUUAAAGCCUGAGGUAACGUUUAUUGUGAACGAUGAAGAUGUCGUUGAUUUGAUUUUGGGAAAAUUGAAUCCCCAAAAGGCGUUCUUUCAAGGCAAAGUGAAAAUUCAAGGUAAUAUGGGGCUGGCAAUGAAGCUGACUGAAUUACAACGUUCAGCAUCCAAGAAAAUUGAAGAAUUAAGAUCUAAACUCUAAAAUAUCUAUUAAAAUUUUUAAUUAUUGUAUUGUUAAUUUUAGUUACGGUUCUGGAUGUUAUUGUUUUAAAUGAUUUUUAUAAAUGCUUAGUGUAUGGUUAUUGUGGUGAUAAUAAGAUUAUAUUUUUGUAUUUUGUGAAAGGUAAAUUCUUAUACUAAAUUUCGUUUUACUAGGUAAUUCAAAAUAAACGUUAUAUAUUA